Molecule: messenger RNA, 1827 nt
Organism: Suillus paluster
Lineage: Eukaryota; Fungi; Basidiomycota; Agaricomycetes; Boletales; Suillaceae
Product: general amidase
Exons: 10
Coding region: 1-1641 (546 amino acids)
Source: RefSeq, a predicted model, not a curated record
AUGCCACAUUGGACUGCUCUAGUCGAAGAGAAGAGGCAGAGGCAGCUAAACUCCAUUCCGCAGGAGUGGCUUGUGACACCGCCUCCAGACUCUAUUCUGGAUGUGACUGAUUUUCCAGAGACGACUGGCCUUCUGAAUGCAGAGGAAAUUGAAAUCACCAACACUUCGGUGGAUGUUUUGUUGGAGAAACUCGCAUCUGCAGAAUGGACAGCUGUAGACGUGACCACCGCGUUCUCCAAGAGGGCCAUUGUUGCUCAUCAGCUUGUCAAUUGUUUGACGGAAAUUUUUGUUGAUAGUGCAUUGGCUCGAGCGGCUGAACUUGAUGAUCACUUGAAGAAGACAGGGAAAGUCGUCGGUCCCCUUCACGGGCUGCCAAUCUCUCUAAAGGACCAACUAUGUAUCAAGGGACUAGAGACCACUAUGGGUUAUGUCUCGUGGAUUGGGCAGUACGCAGAUAAAAACGCAGUGCUGGUCGACGUUCUGAUCGAGUGCGGUGCAGUGCCAUUCGUCCGCACUAAUAUUCCGCAGACGCUCAUGUUUCCAGAAACCUUCAAUAAUGUCUUCGGCCGGACGACCAACCCAUACAACCGCUCUCUGACCUCGGGUGGGUCGUCGGGGGGAGAGGGUGCAUUGGUUGCCCUCAGAGGAAGCCCGUUGGGAGUCGGUUCUGAUAUCGGAGGCUCUGUUCGUAUUCCCGCUGCGUUUUGCGGCUUAUACGGUCUGAGACCAUCAUACGGGCGUGUACCGUACUGUGGUGCUCGCAACUCCCUUGAAGGCCAAGACUCGGUCCUCUCUGUGUUCGGUCCCAUGACAAACAGCAUCAGCGGGGUCAAAAUCUUCAUGAAAGCGACCCUCUUGCAGUUCGGAAGAAGUGGGACGAAGACGAGUACAAUCUCGCUGGACCAUGGGUCUGGAAAGGAUUUGUGCUUUGCCAUCAUGUGGGACGAUGGCGUCGUUGUUCCCCACCCACCUAUCAGGAGGUCUCUGGAAAUCACCAAAGCGGCUCUCCAGAAGGCGGGCCACAAAGUUGUUGACUGGAAACCCAUCAAGCACAAAUUGCUUGGAGAUGCCACGCGGGACAUCUGGAAUGCAGGUUCUGCCGAGGAUUACAUGAUCACGACCUCUGUCACAGGGGAGCCAAUAAUUGCCACAAUGGAGCUGGAUGACGUGGAUCCCGCGGUAGCAUCCUUCCGUCCGCAGAAGGCCGGUAUCACCGCAUACCAGCUCUGGCAAGUGCAGAAACUGCGUCAAAAUGUCCGAAAAGAAUAUCUAGACCACUGGGAAGCAACUGCGUCAGAGACUGGGACAGGACGGCCUGUCGAUGCUAUCAUCUGUCCGGCCGCACCGUUUGCGGCGCCUCCUCACGGGAAGAACAGGUACGCCAAUUACACCACCGUUUGGAAUGCGCUCGACUAUCCCGCUGCAAUUUUCCCUGUGACGACUGUUGACUCAAUUCUCGAUGGGAAGGAGCCUCGUCGUGGUUUCUAUGACGACCUCGAUAAACACAUUCACGAAAUGUAUGACCCGGAGAAAUUCAAGAACGCUCCUGUUUGUUUGCAACUUGUUGGUCGGACUCUGGAGGAAGAGGCGGUCAUAAAAAUGACAGAAGUUGUUGAUGCGGCGCUGGCAGCCGCCAAAUAGGUUCAAGGCACACGUACCGAGACACGGAGCGGUUACGAACAACCACAGACUGGUCCAAUUCAUUCGACAAAGCUACACAUAACUUCGCUCCUAAAGUGGUUGUGCCUCUUUUCCGAAAACAUCUGCCACCGCAUCCAUACCACUUCGACGGCAUAUACUUGUACAGCUACAGCUCUGACUGCUGCU